AAGUGGGAGCUACCGGAGUGAUGACUGUGGGAUUUUACAUUUAAUUCUAGAAGUAAGUGGGAGCUACCGGAGUUAAGACUGUGGGAUUUUACAUUUAAUUCUAGAACUAAGUGGGAGCUACUGGAGUUAAGACUGUGGGAUUUUACAUUUAAUUCUAGAACUAAGUGGGAACUACCGGAGUUAAGACUGUGGGAUUUUACAUUUAAUUCUAGAACUAAGUGGGAGCUACCGGAGUGAUGACUGUGGGAUUUUACAUUUAAUUCUAGAAGUAAGUGGGAGCUACCGGAGUUAAGACUGUGGGAUUUUACAUUUAAUUCUAGAAGUAAGUGGGAGCUACUGGAGUUAAGACUGUGGGAUUUUACAUUUAAUUCUAGAACUAAGUGGGAGCUACUGGAGUUAAGACUGUGGGAUUUUACAUUUAAUUCUAGAAGUAAACGGGAGCUACCGGAGUUAAGACUGUGGGAUUUUACAUUUAAUUCUAGAACUAAGUGGGAGCUACUGGAGUUAAGACUGUGGGAUUUUACAUUUAAUUCUAGAACUAAGUGGGAACUACCGGAGUUAAGACUGUGGGAUUUUACAUUUAAUUCUAGAACUAAGUGGGAGCUACCGGAGUUAAGACUGUGGGAUUUUACAUUUAAUUCUAGAACUAAGUGGGAGCUACUGGAGUUAAGACUGUGGGAUUUUACAUUUAAUUCUAGAACUAAGUGGGAGCUACCGGAGUUAAGACUGUGGGAUUUUACAUUUAAUUCUAGAAGUGGGAGCUACCGGAGUUAAGACUGUGACAUGGUCAGAGCUGUGCUUCAGGAAAAUCAAUUUGAAAUCUAACAAAAGGAAGGCCUUGGAUUAAAGGACCUCCAAAAUCCUCUCUAGUUUAUAUUUAAGAUUCUAUAAUCCCUCUGUUCUCCUCUCCCUAAAUCUUGUAAUUUUAUUACCUUCACCGAAAGCGCAGAGAAUUGAGAAAGCAAAGGGCUUAAAGGUAAGCUUCCCGGGUUGGGACCUUUGCCACAAGCAAGCGGAAAUCCAUCUAGAAAUGCACUAAGCCCCGCCCCUACCUACAGUCCCUCCCAGAGGCCUCGCCCCUGCUCCGCGGAUUGCCCGUCCCCCUAUCCUCCAACCCCUGCGCUCCGUUCGGCCUAAAUACGAACCAUAGAGGUGGAGCCCUCCGGAUUUCCUAGAAAAGCUCCGCUUGUGUCUCCGCCCCACUAGCGGCUCUUCCCCGCCCCGCCCCCUUCGUCUCAUUGACUGUAGUAGGUGGGCGGGGCGUGAGCACCCCAGGACCCACCCCCUCUCCUGCUUCUCCACCACGCCUCUCCUCACCCCAUGUGGUGUGACUGGGUGUAAGUACGGAAGAGAGCCUGCAGGCUGCAUCCCGGAGCUAGCGCCCCCUCUCCGUCCGCAGCUGGGCACCCUGAAUGGCCCGGGGGUAAGUGUCUGUUACCCUUGGAGCAGGGGGUCGGCCACGGCCAUUUAUCAGCCGGUGGGUGAGUCAGUCUAACCCGUUUGGGGUCCAAUCAGUGGGUCCCGCAGUCGUGGUCAGUGAGUGAGUCAAUGCGGUGUGCUGUCAUUUAUCCUAUCAGUCGGUAAAUCAUUCACUGAGUCGAUCAAUUCCCUCUAUCGGAGGGUGGUUUGCCCAGUCAGACGUUAGCGCGUUUGGUCAGUGGAUUGAUUGCUCACUCGGGUCAGUGGGAUCAGUCAGCAGUCUUUUUUCUUUCGGUCAGCCCCAGUAGGUCAGUCACCUUCUCAGCCUGUCGGUUGGACGGAGGAGUGGUCGGGCAGACCUUCAGUGAAGAAGUCACUCUUAGGGAGUUACACAGUGCCCUCCCUCCCCAACCAGUCAGCAGUCAAUAGAUUCACUUUAAUUGCUUCAGUACACAGACAUGGACCUCCAAAAAUCACCUCAGGAAACAGUACUUAUUACAGGAGGAGGUGGCUACUUUGGUUUCCGUUUGGGUUAUACACUAUGCAAGAAGGGUAUCACUGUGAUUCUGUUUGAUAUCAACAUUCCUAUUCAAGAUAUUCCCAAGGGGAUGAAGUUGAUAUGUGGAGAUAUUCGCAGCAUCACCGAUUUAGAGAAAGCUUUGCAAAAUGUUACUUGUGUUUUCCAUAUUGCUUCCUUUGGCAUGUCAGGAAAGGAGCAACUGAAUCAUAAGCGUAUUGAAGAUGUCAAUGUAAAAGGCACAGAAAAUGUACUCGAGGCUUGCAGAAGGAAAGGAGUGUCAAGAUUGAUAUAUACUAGUACUUAUAAUGUGGUGUUUGGAGGCCAAGUUAUAGUGAAUGGGGAUGAAUCUCUGCCCUACCUACCUCUUCAUCUUCAUCCUGAUCACUACUCUCGCACCAAAUCUGUUGCAGACAAAAAAGUACUGGAGGCAAAUGGAACAACCUUGGACAGGGGAACUGGUGUUUUGAGAACCUGUGUUUUGAGAUCAGCUGGUAUCUAUGGGCCUGGAGAACAGAGGCAUCUUCCCAGGAUAGUGAAAUAUAUAGAAAAGGGGCUCUUCAAAUUUGUGUAUGGAGAUCCCAAAAGCUUGGUAGAUUUUGUCCAUGUGGAUAAUUUGGUACAAGCCCAUAUUCUGGCCUCAGAAGCUUUAAAAGCUGACAAGAAACACAUUGCCUCUGGGCAGGCGUAUUUUAUCUCUGAUGGAAGACCAGUGAAUAAUUUUGAAUUCUUCAGGCCUUUAGUUGAAGGAUUGGGUUAUCCAUUCCCUACCAUACGACUACCAUUAAAACUCAUUUAUUUCAUUGCUUUCAUGACAGAGAUGGUGUACUUCCUCUUGGGCAGGUUUUAUAAUUUUCAGCCUUUCCUCACCAGAGCAGAAGUCUAUAAAACUGGGGUCACACAUUAUUUCAGCAUGGAGAAGGCUAGAACGGAACUGGCUUAUGAACCACAGCCAUUUGACCUCAAGGAAGUAGUAGACUGGUUUAAAGCUGAGGGUCAUGGUAGAAAAUUCCAAAACUAUACCUUAAAGCAUCUUAUUUGGAAUGGCAUGUUGGUUUUCCUCCUAGCUAUUGCAAUUCUCACAUGGUUUUCCAAUGAUCAAGGUGGUAUCAGUUUGAAAGAUUUAUUUUGAAAAUUGUUUUGUGGAGAACAAAAAACUUCCAGAGAUAGUACAAUACUGUUAUUCCACAAGAAGACUCUAGAACGUACAUCCUUUUUAAACAGUUGCCUAAAUUUUUGACUCCAAAACCUGCUAAAGAACAGUCUUUUAUAGAUUAGAUUCUAUCUAACCUUCAAUUAUUCCUCUUAACUCAGAAUAAUGUCUGAUGGGAGAAAGAAAUGAAAGACAAGUUUGAAAUUUUGUUUUAUUUUAUUUUCAUUACUUCUUUUGAAGUUAUGGCUAGGGGAAAUGUAGUUAUUUCAAAAUUUGUGUGUGGGAGCAGCUUUUUCAUGAGUUUCUCCCAAAGCAAUUGUGCAUUUUCUCUCAUGGCAUAUUUCAGAGCCAAAAUAACAUAUUUUAUUUAACAUGAACUAGAAACAUGAACAGGCAUCAUAUUAGGUCUGCUGUGAUUAAAUACUUAUAAAAAGGAUUUUUAAAAAAUAUAUUAAUAACUUUACAGUCAGAUUUCAUGGUGGACACUCUUCUGAAGAGGAGGUAAACACUGAGAGAAUAGUAGAAUUGGAAGAAAUUUUAGAUGCUAUCUGGUAUAACCUCAUCUAUCCAGUUCAGUGCUACUCUCUGCAUUACCCCUACCAAUGUUGACAUGUUGGGCUUAAAUAGAUCUUUUGAUAAUAAAUUCCAUAUCUAAUUCCAUACUUGAACAUCUCUAAUUGUUAAAAAAAAAAUUGCUAAAUCCAACAAAAAUCUGUUUCUCUAAUUUCUACAGGUUGAUCUUCUGAGGCCUCAAAUUCUUGUUAUCUAAUAGCUUUAAUAGCUUUUAUCUAAUAUAUUUAUAUUAGAUAUGUUUAUAAUAAUAUUUAAUAGGUUUUAUCUAAUAGCUUCUAAUAUAUCUCUCAGGGUCAACUUUUUUAAAUUUAAUAGACUUUUUUCCCCUACCAGUCUAUAAACCCCUUGAGAUUAGAAACGUUUGUGCCUUACUUAUCUUUAUGUUUUUCAUAGUGCCUUAUACUUAAUAGGCAGUAGUUGUUUAUUAAGUGAAAUUAAGAGUCUGUAGGAUAAUUUUUUAAUCUGUUCAAAGGUCUUCCAUCUUUGUCUUUUGAGACAGUUAGACUUGAUUUUUGGAAAACAGCCAAGAUUCAUUUCAAACCAAAGUUCAUAAAGAUGAUAGAAGAUUAAAGUGUGAAUUUUUCUUUUUGACCAAAACUACACAAAAGGUGACUAAUUUUAUUAUAUGGUUAUAAACUAGUUCUAGAGACAAGCACCAAAAGAGGAAAACAAACACAUUUUAAGCACUGGAAUCAUUGCUGGAAUGGGUAUAGCCUCCCAUAGAUUCAUUAUGUAAAUGUGUCCGUUCUGAUCUGUUAAUUAAAAAGAAGUCGCAUUACUUUAUAACCCCACCUCCUAUAGAUUUUUAGUUUUUAAAAGUAGCACUCAAUUUAUUUCCUUUUAGUUAUUUCACCUAUAAUAUAGCAGUUCCUAGCACAUGAAUAGUGAUAUCAUAGAGAUAAUCUUGUUGUCUGAACAGUUGUUUUAGCCAUAGAUAUCACUAAGAGAAAGAUUACAUGUUUUUCCACUCAGUUUAACUUUUUAAAAAAUCAGAAAUACAACUUUUUUAUUCAAAUGUUAAGACAAAAAAAAAAUUUGUCUCAAAGUACAUUUUCAAAGAAAUACUUAUCUUGAAGCUGGAAAACUGUAGAGGGCUGGAACUUUGGAAAAGUAUACUUGAAACAAGGAUACUUAAAACAAGGUGUUAACUCAGUGGAAUUGAUGAAAUAAUGGUUCUUUAGUAUACAUAUACUUAGUACUCAGAUGGUGAUAUAAUGAUUCUCUAGUUCACACAUAAUCAGUAUGUUGUAAUGGUGUAAUUACAAUAAGGUACAUAAGGGCUAAGAAGGACUGGAAGAGAGACAUUCCAUUUUUGACCAUCCUGGUGGCUCUCCUGCCUUCAUCACUUCUCCACCUAAAGACCAAGGCCUAUCUGAAGGACCUCCAGAAAGCUAGCAUGAGUUUAUGUCCAAGUUUUGACUUACUUCCUCUAUCUCUAUCUUAGUUUUCUCAUCAGUAAAAUGGGACUAGAUCAGUAAUUCUCAAAAUGUGGUCUAGGGAUCAUGUUUCCUGAAUCCCUUUCAGAGAUCAUAAAGGCCAAAUAUAUUUUCAUAUUAAUACUAAGAUGUUUUAAUUUCUAACUUGGUAAACAUUGAUAGAUAAAACCCACAUAAAGAAAAGUUCUUUGGGGUUUAAGUGUAUAAAGGGAUCCUGAGAUUAAAAAAUUUGAAAACC
Antechinus flavipes (yellow-footed antechinus) is the source of this 5336-nucleotide messenger RNA. It is a transcript of the gene SDR42E1, whose product is annotated as short chain dehydrogenase/reductase family 42E, member 1. The coding region runs from base 1878 to 3068 and encodes 396 amino acids. Gene Ontology annotation, molecular function: 3-beta-hydroxy-Delta5-steroid dehydrogenase (NAD+) activity. The record is from RefSeq and is a predicted model, not a curated record. Gene Ontology annotation, biological process: steroid biosynthetic process. NCBI's taxonomy places the organism in Eukaryota, Metazoa, Chordata, Mammalia, Dasyuromorphia, Dasyuridae. The transcript is spliced from 3 exons.